AUGCGAGACUGGAACCCGCUCCUGGUCUGCGUCUGCGGCACAUUAUUUGCCACAUUCCUGAGUUUCGUCGUCCAUACAUUUGUUCUUAGUCGAGUCCCUGUGGGAUUAGAAUGGACAGGAAGGCGGUUGGAGUUCCUAGGAGACAUCAGGGCAUGUCUGCGCGAGUAUACCGCAGGAAUGACUACAAUCCUCUCUGGUUACAAAAGAUUCAGUUUGGAUGGGAAACCGUUCAUCAUGCCUGGAACGGGCUUCAAAACUGAAGUCAUGCUACCACCGGAACACAUCAAAUGGGUGGUUGAUCAGCCUGAGGAUAUUUUAUCUCAUCAGCAGUUUCAGGCUGAAAAAGUGGGCAUCAAAUACUUUCUACCUGGCUUCGACCUGUACUCCCCGAUUGCUGCUGUGGAGGCGCUUCGGCUUCACCUCACCCGCAGUCUUGGGAAAAUCCAGGGGGACCUCGUUGAUGAACUGCGUCAUUCAGUUGACGCCCAAUUAGGAGUGGACAAAGAGUGGAAAGAGGUGAACUUGCACAAUACCUUCAACAAUAUCGUCUUUAAAACGAGCGGUCGCGUUCUUUUUGGCAAAACUCUGGCCCGCAACGAUAAGUUCAUGUAUCAUCUUACGAACGUAUCUAUCUGGCUUGGUGCUGGCAUCCUCCUGGUUGGUCAGUUAUGUCCGUGGCAGCUCAGACGUGUAUUUGGCUUCCUUUUUUCUAUUCCAAUACUCUAUCAUCGCGCAAUAUGCACGAGGUACUUGCUGCCCUACUUUGUUGAACGACUCGACAACAUGCAGCGCAAGAGACAGGAUCCAUCAUUUGAGUAUUCUCCGCCGGAGGAUUUGAUUACUUGGACUUACCGGGCAGCAUUCGACAUGAAGGAUGGACAGAUGGACAGUGAAAAGGAAACUGUGAAAAAAUUUACUACUCUGAUCGCAGGGGGCAUUGGGACAUCCACCGCGGGAGCUAGCAACGUGAUCCUGGAUCUUAUUUCUUCUGAUCCUCAGGAGAACUAUUAUCACUUGCUGCGGGAGGAGUGCGAUUCAGCUUUUCAGACAAGCGAGGACUGGCAUAGUUCAGCCACGCUCUUAAAAUUGCAUCGCUUGGAUAGUACAAUUCGCGAGGGUCUCAGGCGUAGUCCUCCUAUGCUUCGGGGCCUUUCUCGAAUGGUGAUGCAAAAAGAGGGUGUCACUCUACCAAGCGGUCAACGCCUUCCACAAGGUUGUAUGAUCGGAUUCCCCGUCCCGGCCAUUCACACUGACUCCCGCUACUACGACGAACCUGAUGUAUACAAUCCAUUCCGCUUCUUGCCAACAAAAUCAACCCCACGCUCCAUGGUUGUAACUACCAGUCAAACUUUCCUUCCUUUUGGCCAUGCUAGGCACUCUUGCCCCGGUCGUUGGUUUGCGUCUCACUUGCUGAAAUUAAUCCUGUCAUAUGUAAUUAUCAACUACGACAUUGAGCCACUAAAGGAAAGGCCCCUUAAUCUUAUCGUUGGCGAUCUGGCGUUUCCUCCUCCGGGGACUACCAUCCGCCUACGCCGAAGGGAGAGAAGGGCAACUCAAAGCUAA
Messenger RNA from Penicillium salamii, 1563 nucleotides. NCBI's taxonomy places the organism in Eukaryota, Fungi, Ascomycota, Eurotiomycetes, Eurotiales, Aspergillaceae. The record is from the annotation of a GenBank genome assembly.